This is a messenger RNA of Acanthopagrus latus (yellowfin seabream), 2579 nucleotides long. RefSeq lists its product as uncharacterized. Lineage: Eukaryota; Metazoa; Chordata; Actinopteri; Spariformes; Sparidae. The record is from RefSeq and is a predicted model, not a curated record. The transcript is spliced from 7 exons. The coding region runs from base 303 to 1841 and encodes 512 amino acids.
GAAUGCGGAGCCUUCACCACAGACAGCUCCGCGCUGCUCUCCCGGAUCCGUGUUGUCAGUUCGGCCGUGGCUCGGUGUAGGCGGUGCGGUGAACGUCAGCUCAGCUGCUAGCCAGCGAAAUGUUUUAAAUUUAUAUUUGCGUGUCGUAGUACGUAGUCAUUUGCAGGCGUAUUGCUUUCUUGUUCGUAUUUUGGACAACACUGGCUUAUAUAGCUAGGUUUACUCGCUAAACAACGUUUGUCACGUUAUUCUUUGAACAGCGGCACUGUGGUAAUCCAGAUUUACACAGAUCUUGACAGAGGAUGCUGGAAUCGAUAAAAGUGACAGAAAGACUCCACUGGCCAGAGAUAGAGAUGUCCAAAAAGUACAUCUUAAACUCUGCUGACAAGCCGCUGAGUCCAAGCCAAGUUUACCUGGAGAAGAUUUCUUCAGAUGUCCUCAAAGACCUUUUUAGCACCGGUUCCAGCAGCUUGAAUGUCCUGCUGCAGGCUGAGGAAGAGGAGAAAAAGAGCCCGAAGCAGUCGCCGUUCAAGAGGCCAAAAACAUCAGUGAAAUGUGGUGCCACGUUAAGUAAAAGAAACCGUCCAGGCAUGGCUCCCAAAAAGAUGCGUGCUCCAGAGGGUGGCGGGAAACCUGCACAGACAAAUCGUUUCCUCUCAGGUAGCAACUCCAACCUCCCCAAACCAGCACGGAACAUCACAGUAGUGGGCAGCACCAUGGGCCUUACCCCUCGAAUAGUACCACAGCUCAGGAAGAUGUGCAUCCCCAAUUCCCCUCGUACUAAACUCCCCUCAUUGCACAAAGCAGCAAUUGCGCGGGAAGUGGAAAAUGCCAAGAAGCUCUGUAUCCUUACAGCCAUCAAGCCAGCUAAUGUUGACAGAGAGAAGGCCAAGUUUUUCAAGUCUGACUUCAACUACAAUCCACAGUUUGAGUACAACAACCCCGUAUCCCCACUGGUCCUGGCGAGGCAUAACAAUGCCUCAGAUCGUUUUCUGACACAGGCAGUGCACAUCAUGGAGCUUGCCCUGCAGCGGUAUGGCAGCUAUGAGACGUUUGAGCAGGUCACUGGGGGCAACCUCCUCACCAAGAGUCGCAUCUGGCACAACGUCAAGAAGUAUAUGGAGAAGGAAGGCUGCUUGGGGGAGAUUGUAGUCCAGGUGACAGACGACCUUCUGUCCAGAGCCUCAAUGACGGUGGUGAACAGCAGGCCCACGCUGACCAUCAACGUUUCCACUGCCCGAGAGCACUGGCUGGAAGGCAUGCUGAGGCAUGAGAUUGGCACACAUUAUUUCCGUGGCAUCAACAAUUGCCACCAGCCAUGGAGCAGCAGUGUGGGCAGGAAGAAGCACAACCUGAAGCCGCUGAACCCAACAGAGGAGGGCCUGGCCAGCAUCCACAGUGUCCUGUUCAGGAAAGACCCAACACUGUGGCGUGCCGCCCUGCUCUAUUACACUGUCUACCAGGCUAGCCACAUGUCCUUCUCUCAGCUCUUCCACAAUCUGGGACGUUUCGUCCAGGACCCCAACACCCGCUGGGACUAUUGUGUUCGAGCCAAGAGAGGCCAGAUAGAUACAGCACAGCCAGGGUGCUUCAGUAAAGACCAGGUCUACCUGGAUGGUAUCCUGAAGAUCCUGAGAUACAGAGACAAGAUCAACUUCCCUCUGCUGAUGGCUUUAGGAAAGGUGUCCUUUGAAGAUGUGGACCGCCUGAAAGCGCUGGCUCAGAUGGAGAACGUCCGCAUCCCGCACUUCAUGCAGGACCAGGCGAGGUACGCCGAGCAGCUGACAAAAAUCAUGGCGGUCAACCAGCUCACAGACGAGGAGCUCAAGACCAUCAUCUGAGCUCAGUGUACGCCCCUGCACUAACCUGACCACACCCGAGUCAAGCCACUACCCGCUGUGGCCUGCAUGCCCCAACACCAUCACCGUGCAUGGUAACAGUGUGUGACCUGUGCAGUGUGUUGUAUUGCAUGUAGUGUAGGGUUGUGUUUUGACAGGAUAAUUCCUCUCAUCUGAUACUGGCUCUUAAUCAAGAAUCUGUUAUUUCACCCAGUCAUCACCAUGUCAGAGAACCAUGUCAUUGUGUUUUGUUUAGUUGGAAUACUUUUUUAACCAGUGCCAAUACAACAUCUGGAUUGCUGUAUCAGAUUAAGAAAUAAUACUUUUUCAAUACCUUACUUCACUGUUUCCUCGACAUUUACCAAGCAAAAGAUGCCAACUUUUAUAAUUUUACCCCGACAGUUUCUAAUACUCAGUUCAGUUUGUGGUGUGAUGCCCAGUCUUACAUUAAGGGGAAUAUUUCAUUAAUUGGUUCUUUCUAGCUACAUUAGCAUGGUUUUCAAAGGGUAGUUUUAAUAUCCCAUGAUGAUCUAAAUUAGCAAUGAGCCUGACUGAUGCUAGAUUGUUUUGGCUUAUAUCAAUAUUUGAGAUUUAACAUCUGAUGACUGCAUGUCCGCUGGUAUUUGUUUUUUAAGGUAAGCACAUCAGCUGAACAAACUCACUUUUGAUAUUAGAGAAUUGUGACCAAAAUAAGCGCUGAAUGGAAGAUUUUACAGCGGAUAAACACACUUGUCAAUUGUG